This is a messenger RNA of Varanus komodoensis (Komodo dragon), 1065 nucleotides long. Its product is annotated as chemokine-like receptor 1. Gene Ontology annotation, cellular component: plasma membrane. The record is from RefSeq and is a predicted model, not a curated record. NCBI's taxonomy places the organism in Eukaryota, Metazoa, Chordata, Lepidosauria, Squamata, Varanidae. The transcript has a single exon. Bases 1 to 1065 code for a protein of 354 amino acids. Gene Ontology annotation, molecular function: N-formyl peptide receptor activity; complement receptor activity. Gene Ontology annotation, biological process: phospholipase C-activating G protein-coupled receptor signaling pathway; inflammatory response; complement receptor mediated signaling pathway.
AUGGCCCUCAACGACACCUCAGAAGAAAGUCUUUAUGGAGACUAUGAAGACUAUUCGGACUUUGACCACCACGCAGGGCUCCGCGACGCUAUGCGGGUCCUGUCCAUGGUGGUCUACAGCAUUGCCUUCCUGCUGGGAAUGAUUGGGAACGGUCUCGUCAUCUUCAUCACCGGCUUCCGUAUGAAGAGGACGGUCACUACCGUCUGGUUUCUGAAUCUGGCCAUAGCUGACUUUGUUUUUACUUUCUUUCUCCCGCUAAGUGUGGCCUACCUGGCCUUAGGCUUCCACUGGCCCUUUGGGAAGGCCCUGUGCAAGCUCAGCAGCACCGUGGCCUUCCUCAACAUGUUUGCCAGCGUCUUUCUGCUCACUGUCAUCAGUGUGGACCGCUGCAUCUCCGUGGUGAGUCCAGUCUGGACGCAGAACUACCGCACGACCCGGCUGGCUUCUCUGGUGGCUUUGGGCAUCUGGGUUGCAGCUGCGGCCCUCAGCUUCCCCUACCUCAUCUUCCGUGACACUAGGAGCUCCUUCAUGGACGAGAACAUCACUCAGUGUUACAACAACUUUGCCUUGCCUGACAAUGUCCAGUCUGAGGAAGCCGUGGAGCUGGGGAAGCACCGUCACCAGGCGAUGGUGCUGACCCGUUUUGUGGUGGGAUUCCUGCUACCAUUCAUUGUCAUCCUGUUCUGUUAUGGCAUUAUCACAGCUAAGCUGAAAGGAAACCGCCUCACCCGCUCAGGAAGGCCUUUCAAGAUCAUGGUGGCAGUGGUCCUGGCGUUCUUCGUCUGCUGGUUCCCAUAUCAUGUCUUCUCCUUCCUGGAGAUGUCCGUCACCAUGGUCUUUCCCUGGCUUGAGACUGUGCUGAUGGUGGGGUCCCCGCUGGUUUCAGGCCUGGCUUACCUCAACAGCUGCCUGAAUCCUUUCUUGUAUGUCUUUGUGGGACAGGACUUCCGAGAGAAGUUGCGGAUGUCAGUACUUGCUGUGUUCGAGAGCGCUUUCAGUGAAACUUCAGCCCAGGUAUUAUCCAAGAGCAAAUCCAGUUUGGAGGUAGCGUGCCACCCAGUUUAG